This is a messenger RNA of Peromyscus californicus insignis, 1554 nucleotides long. RefSeq names its product acyl-CoA thioesterase 7 (gene Acot7). The transcript is spliced from 9 exons. Gene Ontology annotation, biological process: palmitic acid biosynthetic process; acyl-CoA metabolic process. The record is from RefSeq and is a predicted model, not a curated record. Bases 116 to 1267 code for a protein of 383 amino acids. Lineage: Eukaryota; Metazoa; Chordata; Mammalia; Rodentia; Cricetidae. Gene Ontology annotation, cellular component: nucleoplasm; extracellular exosome; cytosol. Gene Ontology annotation, molecular function: long-chain fatty acyl-CoA binding.
GAGCUGGCUGGGUCCCCUUGAGUAGGCCCCUUUGCUAAGCUGGGUACUGGCGGGUGCACACAGCAGCUAAGUCUCUUGCCGAGACGGAGGAUAAACGGGUUGUCCCACUCCCAGGAUGAAGCUGCUUGCUAGCAGCCUGCGCCUCUGGGAGGCGGGCAGGCAAGUAGCCUCCUGGAGCCUGGUGACAGGCCAGGGGUGUUUGGGGAUCAGGGAAAGAAGAUGCUGGGCUUCCAUGAGGGCUCUCGGAGCCAGAGCAGAUCACCAAAAGUCUGGACAUUGCCUCAUCGCCAUGGGAAGGAUCAUGCGGCCAGAUGAUGCCAACGUGGCUGGCAAUGUUCAUGGAGGGACCAUUUUGAAGAUGAUUGAGGAGGCAGGGGUCAUCAUCAGCACCCGGCACUGUAAUAGCCAGAAUGGGGAGCGCUGUGUGGCUGCCCUGGCCCGGGUGGAGCGCACUGACUUCCUGUCGCCCAUGUGCAUCGGUGAGGUGGCUCAUGUCAGUGCAGAGAUCACCUACACUUCCAAGCAUUCUGUGGAGGUCCAGGUCCACGUGAUGUCGGAGAACAUCCUCACAGGUUCCAAAACGCUGACCAAUAAGGCCACCUUGUGGUAUGUGCCCCUGUCACUGAAGAACGUGGACAAGGUCCUCGAGGUGCCUCCUAUUGUGUAUUCACGGCAGGAACUGGAGGAAGAGGGUCGGAAACGCUAUGAAGCCCAGAAGCUGGAGCGCAUGGAGACCAAGUGGAGGAACGGGGACAUUGUCCAGCCUGUCCUGAACCCAGAGCCGAACACAGUGAGCUACAGCCAGUCCAGCUUAAUCCACCUGGUGGGGCCCUCGGACUGCACCCUUCAUGGCUUCGUGCACGGAGGUGUCACCAUGAAGCUCAUGGAUGAGGUGGCUGGGAUUGUGGCUGCACGCCACUGCAAGACCAACAUAGUCACAGCUUCCGUGGAUGCAAUCAAUUUUCACGACAAAAUCCGGAAAGGCUGCGUCAUCACCAUCUCUGGACGUAUGACCUUCACGAGCAAUAAGUCCAUGGAAAUUGAGGUCCUGGUGGACGCCGACCCUGUGGUGGACAACUCACAGAAGCGGUACCGGGCCGCCAGUGCCUUCUUCACCUAUGUGUCCCUGAACCAGGAUGGCAAGCCACUGCCUGUACCUCAGCUUGUGCCUGAGACUGAGGAUGAGAAGAAGCGCUUUGAAGAAGGCAAAGGCCGCUAUCUGCAGAUGAAGGCGAAGCGGCAGGGCCACACAGAGCCUCAGCCCUAGGUGUCGUCCUGCUGCCCGGGGUCAGCAGUUGAGGCAACAGCCCAUGUGCAGUCACUUAGAAGUAACCCCCUUGGCCAAAACCCCAUUUUCCACUGAGAGCUGGUGUUGUGAAGUAUUGUGUGGCAGUGUUACCUGUGCCCCAUUCCCAAAACCUGUGCACCAAAGCUUUAUUUAUACCCCUCCAGUAACUGCUCCCCAGUGUUGUCCCAAAGGCCACCACGGACACCAGAGCACUGAAUGGUCUGUGAAGAAACCAGCACCACUAAUAAAGCUGCUGUCUGGCUGGA